UGUAUAUCUCACAAUGUUAUCUUACAAACACAAAACACACAUUAUCAAAUUUUAAGAGAAGAAACAAAAGUCUUGAGAUCAGCAUUUUAUUAAUUCAAACAAAUUACAAGGAGAAUGAGAACCUUGGUGAAGAAGCUACUAUGGUGCGGAGCGAAGAACAUUUCAUCUUCGAGAACAUCGGCAUUACCAGAAGAAGGAAGAGUUCGGGUUUACGUAGGUAAAGAUAAAGAGAGUCAAUGCAAGCUAGAAGUUGAAGCUAAUUUGCUAAACCACCCAAUGUUGGAAGAUCUAUUGAGGUUGUCUGAGGAAGAAUUCGGACACUCGUACGAAGGAGCCUUGAGGAUUGCUUGCGAGAUUGAUGUCUUCAUCAAACUGGUUAAUCUACACAAAACAACUAAUCAUCAUAACAAUUCCGUUUGCUUUCACAAUAAUUCCACAAAAUUAUUGUAGAUUUUAUUAUUAUCUCACUUAUUUUUCAUCAUUCUUUAAUUUAAAAAGGAAGAAAAAAAUGGACGAAGUUCGUUUCCUUUACUUAUUUAUUUAUUUACAUAGUCGAAUGCCAAUGGACAUUUGUAUUCCGAAUACAGUAUUCGUAAUGACUUUAUCAAAUCA
This is a messenger RNA of Arabidopsis thaliana (thale cress), 612 nucleotides long. Its product is annotated as SAUR-like auxin-responsive protein family. The coding region runs from base 115 to 450 and encodes 111 amino acids. Gene Ontology annotation, biological process: response to auxin. The record is from RefSeq and is marked reviewed. The transcript has a single exon. NCBI's taxonomy places the organism in Eukaryota, Viridiplantae, Streptophyta, Magnoliopsida, Brassicales, Brassicaceae.